This is a messenger RNA of Heterostelium album PN500, 237 nucleotides long. RefSeq lists its product as uncharacterized. The transcript has a single exon. The coding region runs from base 1 to 237 and encodes 78 amino acids. The record is from RefSeq and is a predicted model, not a curated record. Lineage: Eukaryota; Evosea; Eumycetozoa; Acytosteliales; Acytosteliaceae. Gene Ontology annotation, molecular function: ubiquitin protein ligase binding; protein tag activity. Gene Ontology annotation, biological process: protein ubiquitination; modification-dependent protein catabolic process. Gene Ontology annotation, cellular component: nucleus; cytoplasm.
AUGAAAAUAUUUAUAGAAUUACCUUUUUGCGGAAAGAUAACGAUAUUAGAAGUUGAAAAUAAUUUCACUAUUGAAAAAGUAAAGCUUAUGAUUCAAGAAAUGGAGAAUUUCCCAAUGAAUAGACAAAUUCUUAAUUUCCAAGGAAAUGAAAUAACUGACAACAACCAAACUCUUUCAGAUCUCAACAUUCAAAAUGAAUCAACUAUCAACGUCUAUCUCCUAAUGACACAAAGAUAA